GUGGUUAAAUAAGUUUGAAAAGCUGUAGGUCUAAGCUUCUCUCUCUCUCCCCCUCCCUCCCUCCUUCCCUCCCUCCCUUCCUCUUCCUUUCAUUCAUUUCAUACACACAGGCUCACACGUCUGCUCUCUCUCUCUUUUGUCUCUCUCAGAAUGACAAUUCUAGGUACAGCUUUUGGUAUGAUUUUUUAUUUACUUCAAGUCGUUUCUGGAGAAAGUGGCUAUGCACAGAAUGGAGACUUGGAAGAUGCGGAGUCAGAUGACUACUCAUUCUCAUGCUAUAGUCAGUUGGAAGUGAGUGGAUCCGAGCACUCACUGACCUGUGCUUUAAAUGACCCGGAAGUCAACACCACCAAUGUGCAACUUGAAAUAUGUGACGCCCUUUUGGAGGUAAAGUGCCUGAAUUUGAGUAAACUGCAAGACAUAUAUUUCAUCAAGACAAAGAAAUUUUUACUAAUUGGACCCAGCAAAAUAUGUGUGAAACCUGGAAAAGACGACAUGCACUGCAAAACAAUGAACAUAGUCGAUAUAGUCAAACCCGAGGCUCCUUUUGACUUAAGUGUCAUCUAUCGUGAAGAAGCAAACGACUUUGUGGUGACAUUUAAUACAUCACACUUGCAAAAGAAGUAUGUAAAAGAGUUAACACACGAUGUAGCUUACCGCCAGGAAAAGAAUGAAAACAAUUGGAUGCAUAUGAAUGUAUCCAACACAAGGGUGACACUCCUGCAGAGAAAGCUACAACCUGAUGCAAUGUAUGAGAUUAAAGUCCGAUCUAUCCCUAACUACCAUUUUAAAGGCUUUUGGAGUGAAUGGAGUCCAAGUCAACACUUCAGAACUCCAGAGCUCAAUAACAGUCCAGGGGAGAUAAAUCCUGUUUUACUAACCAUCAGCAUUUUGAGUUUCUUCUCUGUGGCUCUGUUGGUCAUCUUGGCCUGUGUACUAUGGAAAAAAAGGAUUAAGUCUAUUGUGUGGCCCAGUCUCCCUGAUCAUAAGAAAACUCUGGAACAACUGUGUAAGAAGCCAAGAAAGAAUUUGAAUGUGAGUUUCAAUCCUGAAAGUUUCCUGGACUGCCAGAUUCAUAAGGUGGAUGGCAUUCAAGCUAGAGAUGAAGUAGAAGGUUUUCUGCAAGACAAUUUCCCUCCACAGCCAGAGGCGUCUGAGAAGCAGAGGCUUGGAGGGGGCGUACAGGGUCCCAGCUGGCCAUCUGAGCAUGCAAUCAUCACCCCAGAAACCUUCAAAGGAGAUUCACCCCUCAGGUGCCUGGCUGGGAAUGUCAGUGCUUGUGAUUCCCUUAUACUUCCCUCCUCCAGGUCCCCAGGCUGUAGUGAGAGUGGUAAGAACGGUCCUCAUGUGUACCAGCACCUGAUGCUUAGCUCUGAGACUACAAACAGCACCCUGCCCCCUCCGUUUUCUCUCCAAUCAGCAAUCCUGACAUUGAACCCAGUUUCUCAGGGCCUGCCUAUUCUCACUUCCCUGGGACCAAGCCAAGAAGAAGCCUACGUCACCAUGUCCAGUUUUUACCAAAACCAGUGAUUUGUAAGAAACCCAGACUGAAUCCACGGUGACCAACAAAGAUGA
Molecule: messenger RNA, 1575 nt
Organism: Carlito syrichta (Philippine tarsier)
Lineage: Eukaryota; Metazoa; Chordata; Mammalia; Primates; Tarsiidae
Gene: IL7R
Product: interleukin 7 receptor
Exons: 8
Coding region: 151-1530 (459 amino acids)
Biological process (GO): hemopoiesis; cytokine-mediated signaling pathway; positive regulation of receptor signaling pathway via JAK-STAT
Cellular component (GO): membrane; external side of plasma membrane
Molecular function (GO): cytokine receptor activity; protein binding
Source: RefSeq, a predicted model, not a curated record